GAAGCGUUGUCCAACACGUGAGGCUCAUGUGAUAGAGGGAAGGCAGGUCUGUCCCUCCCUCCGGUAGCAGCCAGGACGUGCCCGGAGUCACAGGGUAGAACACGUAGCUCCAGUCCACACACUCGCUCACAUUUAACCCAGCCUGCAGGCCUUCCAAUUACUCCUCAGCUCGCCAGCUCCCGCGCGACCCGGUGCAGACGCCCAGCGCUUGCCAAGUAGGAAGGAGGACAUGAGCAACUAAGAGCAGCAGCCGACGCCGCUAGCUGAUCUCCCGCGCUCUUCCGGCGCCGCUUCUUUUUUGGGUGCCAGGCGCGCACCGUUUGCUGGAGGUGGCGCGUCCGCGGGGGAACGUCCCGGCUCAGUCACUGGAUUUCGCGUUGACACGAAGCAGGUGUGCCUGCCAGCCAGCUAACUAGCUUGCCAGCCUCCACCUUACUUCCAGGAGAGAACUUGGGUUGUGGGGAGAAAAAGAAAGCAGCCGGUUUAAAUGGAAAGGAUCCCCAGCGCUCAGCCUCCUCCUCCACCACCCUGCCUGGGCAAGCUGGCAGCUCUGGAGGGCAGCGAAAUGUCAGGGUUGGAUUUCGCUCAUAUUUAUCAAGUUUACAAGCCCAGAAGAGUUAAAAGGGGUGACGACAGCAAGGAGACCUAUAAGCUGCCCCACAGACUGAUAGAGAAGAAAAGACGUGAUAGGAUUAAUGAAUGCAUUGCCCAGCUGAAAGAUCUCUUACCAGAACAUCUCAAACUUACAACAUUAGGACACUUGGAAAAGGCGGUGGUUCUUGAACUUACCUUGAAGCACGUGAAAGCACUAACCAGUCUCAUUGAACAGCAGCAGCAGCAGAUCAUUGCCCUCCAAAAAGGUCUACAUGCUGAUGAGCCUGCCCCCAAGGAGCCUUGACUCCAGCCAGGAGGUGUUUCGGUCCGGUUUCCAAAUGUGUGCCAAAGAAGUGCUGCAGUACGUGGGCCAAACACGAGAACAGCAAGGAGCUGAAAUCCUCCCACUCAUCGGCCACCUGCACAGAAUGGCCUCCGAGGUUCUUCAGGGUGGAACCAGCAGAAAGCCUGGCGAUGCUGCCCCUAAACUUACGGAACUGAAGGAGAAGUCUGCACUCUGACCAAAGCUGCCGAGGCUCAUGGGAAAAACGGUGUGCCUGUGAUUCAGAGGACUUUUGCCCACUCUAGCGGAGAGCAGAGUGGCAGUGACACAGACACAGACAGUGGAUAUGGGGGGGAGCUGGAGAAAAGCGACUCCAAAUCCG
Lacerta agilis (Sand lizard) is the source of this 1259-nucleotide messenger RNA. It is a transcript of the gene BHLHE40, whose product is annotated as basic helix-loop-helix family member e40. Gene Ontology annotation, biological process: circadian regulation of gene expression; regulation of transcription by RNA polymerase II; regulation of neurogenesis. Gene Ontology annotation, molecular function: RNA polymerase II cis-regulatory region sequence-specific DNA binding; DNA-binding transcription factor activity, RNA polymerase II-specific; protein dimerization activity. The record is from RefSeq and is a predicted model, not a curated record. Gene Ontology annotation, cellular component: nucleus. NCBI's taxonomy places the organism in Eukaryota, Metazoa, Chordata, Lepidosauria, Squamata, Lacertidae.